CCAAGUACAAGUCACAGAGGUGGAGAGGAGGCCACAGGUUGGACAGAUUUACCUGGGCCAAGGGCAAGUUCAGGCUAAACGGACUUUGGAUUCGGCUGGGUCAGAUGAUAGGAAUUGUGGAAAUUCAGAGUCAGUGGAAAAAUCCAGAGCUUUGUAAUAAUCAGAAUGGAUUUGGGGGGUUGUCCUUGGAUGGGGAUCCCGUACUCUGUGUUUGUUUUGCUUGUGGCGCUGAAUUGGAGGAGGAAUAACAGAGGAAUAAAUAUGUAUAUACAGUAAUAUACACACCUGUGCAGAAUACUGGCUUUCUCCGGAGUCACAAUCUAUUCAGGAAAUUGCUGCUUUGCUAAUGGGAUUGAGAUCUAGGAUUUUAUUUGCUUUGGCAAAACUCUUUGGUUUGAGGAGGGUAAAUGUUUUACCAAUUUAGGAUCAGCUCCAGAAGGGGAUCAAGGAAAAGGCAAAGAGCAGGGGGCACCUCUGAGCUUCCAGUUCCACCUCUGCACCUUGGUCCCUCCACAUUUCACUGCUGGGAUGCACAGAAAGGCUGCACAAGAGCUUACAAUCUACUGUUUUGUUUUUUAAUCGAAUCCUAUUGUAAAUACCCCAAGGGCAGGACAAACGGAUGGACUGGGGAUUCAUUCCAGAGUCGCUGCUACUGGACAGGCAGCAUGAGCCAUUUGAUUCAAUGAGAAAAUUGCGUCAUUUUAAGGGCUACAACAAGAGGACGAUGCCUCCCAAAAGACCCAGCCUAUCAGAAGGAGAAAUUAUUAAAGAAGGAAUACUCAUCAAAUCCCCUCCCCCUUCAUAUCUUGGCAGACGGUGGAGGAAACGCUUGUUUGUUCUGCGGAAAUGUCUGGGAGACGAUUACACUCUGAGUUAUUACUCCCAGGACAGAAUGAGCGAAGAACAGAAAGGCUCCAUCAAUAUCAGCGAGAUCAGUAAAGUUGAUAAAGGCUCCGAUUGCCCCAGAGAAGAACUUGCCUCUACCCUGAAGUUGUACAAGUGCAGCCCCGGACAGGUCCUGGUGAUCCGGACGAUAAAACGCACCUACUUCUUAGUCACCGACCAGGCUGAGGAAGAGAUUGACAGUUGGCACAAUUGCCUGAGUCCCAUAUUGGAAGGGAGUGAGAAUACAUUUAACCCUGAUAAUAUCAGACCCAAUUCCUACCCCAGCGACCACCCUAAUUCUGGGACAGUAAUGGAUCAGGAGACUCAAAGACAAAGAUCCAGAACCGACCCGUCAAUUCCAAUCUUCUCAUUUCAGCCCAAUGAUCUCAGUCGCACUUUCUACGCUCCUCCCUCGCCCCUCCAGCAGGCAGAGUUAUCACUGCGGACCCUCGGCCUGUCCGAUCCCCCCAGACGUUUAUCAUUGGACGUGAAUGGAGACCCUGUGUGCUUCUGCUCCUGUUCCAAGCACCUGCAUUGUGGAAAAGAGCCGAUGCCCCCUCCAGACUAUGACAGUGACCUGGGAAGUGACGACGGCUCCAUAUAUGACACCCCCCGGAGAAUCCAACAGAGAUACAGUGGCCAUUCAGACUCUUCAGACCCUCAGGAAAUUAGUGAAAUAGAUCCAGAGUCAGACGAUGUCUAUGAGCAAAUGUGUUCCAUAGUUACACGAAAUACAAAGAAUGAGGAAAAGCCACAAGACGAGGCCCCUCCCCCUGAACACAAGACGGGACAAGCAACGAGAACUGAGAGCCGAGAAUUAAGCCAAAUGGACCUGCUCAGAAUGAAAUAUGAAUGGGUUGGUACCGACGGGCUACAGAAGAAAGAAGUGACCGUCCCCACGGAACAUCUCCAGAAAUAUCUGGAUGUAGAAGAACUUGGGGAGAGUCUCUACAUCCGCAGAUGGAACGGCCCAAAAGAAACUGGGUGCCUCUUUCGGCACGGGGAUCACAUCGAUAUUGUGAAUGAAUUCAGGGUGAAAAGUCGGGAUGUGUUUCUGCAGAUGCUGAACAACUCUGUACAAAGCACGGUGAAGCUCGUUAUCAUUAGCAACCCCCGAGCGCCCUUAUUUCAUGCAAACAACUGUCAAUGUGGGGCUUCGUGAGAAGGUGGAUGCAAGUUCCCAAAUUCACGUCCAUAAAGAGGCGUGGCCUAUUUCAAUUACCCAAUCAACAUUUGGAUCCGCGGCCGGUGUAAUGAAGAAGCUCCCUGCGGAUUUUCUCUUUGGGAAAAGUCCUGUAUGCAAUUUGCAGUGCCAUGUGCUGGGUCAUGUUAUGAACAUUCCUGCAUUCUGACUGGCUGGAAUGAUGGACCAAUCAGUUUUCAGUUUGUGCAAUGUGAACAAUCAUUGGCUGAUGUGAAUUGAUGAUGGCUCCUCUCCAUUAGGGAACCAUCAGCACAAGUUUCUGUCCAACUGUCAGUCAAGAGUUGGUACAGCUGUAACCAUAUCGCUCAGUGUGGCCCUUGGUGCCCGGCGGCUGCUGCAGUCGGAGUGAAGGGGAAACUGAAGACCCUGAAUAUUAUUUAAACUUAGGGUCACUUCUAUAAUGUGAGUUCUGCUAUGCAGCGCAUUUAAUAAUUAUCAGAACCAAUGAUAUAAUUAAGGUACAGAGAUUCUCUGUCGGGUAUCAGUACAUACACAUGUAUGUUCCUUGUUAAUGUUUAUACAUGUUACUUAUGUGUUCUUAUAUUUGUAAGUCUGUGUUAAAGGGGAAAUUAACCCCCUAGGCUUAUCUGCUCCCUCCCCACUAAACUCCCUGCAAACAAUCCUUGUGUACAUAUAACACUGAACAAUUGUUACAUUGUGUCCUUUAGCCGUUACCAUUGGACUUUCAGCACUUUCAGCACCCGGUGGCAAAUCAUUUCCCCUAGAGCAGCAAUAGAACAUUGCCCCCGGGGGACACAACUGAGAGAUGCAGUAACAGUGUAUCUCCCAAAAUAAUGUAUCGGCUAAAUAAAAAAAGACGCUUCCCCUUUAAUGAUUUAAUCUGAACCUGGUCCCCUUAACUGCUUCUAGGGAGAUUGCUGGGAGUUAAACUCCCUACUCCUUUCACUAAAAUAUUAACACCCCUGGGGUGAACUGACUGGUUGCCCUAAAGUAACUGCACCUUAUCCAGAACUGUCCGAAUUGCUGCAACCUGUUUGCUCCACACUUUCAAUGUACCAGUAGUAAACCUUUUGUAUGUGAUGUAUAUACCCCUCGUAUGCAAUAAAUAUACCUUUUGUAUGUGAUGUAUAUACCGCUUGUAUGAAGAUAUUCUUCUAGCACUUAAAUAAAUCACUUUUAUACCAA
This is a messenger RNA of Xenopus laevis (African clawed frog), 3235 nucleotides long. RefSeq names its product pleckstrin homology domain-containing family S member 1 (gene plekhs1.S). The coding region runs from base 620 to 2047 and encodes 475 amino acids. The transcript is spliced from 16 exons. The record is from RefSeq and is a predicted model, not a curated record. NCBI's taxonomy places the organism in Eukaryota, Metazoa, Chordata, Amphibia, Anura, Pipidae.